AUGAUUGCUGACCAUGAAAAAAACUAUGAAGAAGGCAUAAGUAAAUUAAAUCCUGACGAUAAAGACUACGAAAAAAGUUUACAGAAAAUAAAAGAGAAUGAAAUUAAAGAACUUACUCGCACGGAGGAAAAUAAAUUUCAAAAGUAUUUUUUUUUCAAUGAAUUACAAGUUCUCCAAUUGCUAAAACCUUUGCUAGAAAAAUAUAAGUUAGUUAUUUUACUAAGUGAUGAUAUUAGUCAACCUUUCCUUCACGAAAAAGAUGGCAAGGAGCACAUGGUGAAAUAUUUAAAAAAAUUGGAAAUAGUUGACUCCUGUGGUAGUAAUGUGGAUUUAGCUAAAGCUAAAGGGUCUAGCGAAACCUAUGCCAUUAAAUACAUGCUUUCUAAAUUCUUUUUAAUCCCCGUUAAAGAUGAAGCCGAUCCCGACUAUCAAAAUAGUGACAAAGAAAACGUUACUCCCGAAGAAAAAAAACAAAAAGUUUUUUUACCUAAUUUAGACUUGGGUAGUUAUGUAGUAUUAACUAACGCUAAACAUAUUGCUUUUACCGGCAACAAAUUAGAUAAUAAAAACUAUUACAACCAUUCAGGUUAUCCAGGAGGAUUACGAACUAGGAGCACUAAAAUAAUGCUUGAAAAAUAUCCUCGCGAAUUAGUUUUUCGCAUUAUUAAAGGACGGCGGAAAGAAGCAACUGCUCGUGUUUACCUAAAAGAAGGAAAAGGACAAGUUCAAGUUCGAACUAAACAAGGAAAAGAAAAAAAAUUAGAAGAUUACUUUUACAUGGAACCAUCCCUAUGCAAAGAUAUUUUUAAACCACUUAAAUUCCAAGCUGAAGCAAUUAGAUUAGGUAUAGCGCGAGCCUUAUUAAAAAUUUCUCCAGAAUAUAAACCAACUCUAAAAAGUUUCUCUUUACUAAAAACUGAUCCUAGAAAGAAAGAACGAGAGCAUAUUGGCUUUAAAACCUCUCGACGACCUACCCAAUACUCUAAACGCUAA
This is a messenger RNA of Ambispora leptoticha, 993 nucleotides long. The record is from the annotation of a GenBank genome assembly. Lineage: Eukaryota; Fungi; Glomeromycota; Glomeromycetes; Archaeosporales; Ambisporaceae.